This is a messenger RNA of Microsporum canis CBS 113480, 1563 nucleotides long. RefSeq names its product threonyl-tRNA synthetase. Gene Ontology annotation, biological process: threonyl-tRNA aminoacylation. The transcript has a single exon. The record is from RefSeq and is a predicted model, not a curated record. Gene Ontology annotation, molecular function: threonine-tRNA ligase activity; ATP binding. The coding region runs from base 1 to 1563 and encodes 520 amino acids. Gene Ontology annotation, cellular component: cytoplasm. Lineage: Eukaryota; Fungi; Ascomycota; Eurotiomycetes; Onygenales; Arthrodermataceae.
AUGAGACAGAUACCUUUGGCAGCCCAGAGAUGGGGCAGCCGACUGUCUAUCUACCGGGCUGCUCGAUGGCAGCCAGUCCCAUCGUCGGCUCAUAGCAGACACUGUUCAUGCUCUGCCCAGGCAGAGACUAAGACACCCGGUAUAAGACAGGCCUCUGCAACUCUAGCAGAUCACAGAGCCUUGGGUACGGCCCAGGAGCUCUUCACCAACUCCAUCUACAGCCCAGGAUCCCCCCUCUUCCGUCCCAAUGGCACACACAUCCUCAACAAGCUUAUCUCCUUUCUCCGCGCGCAAUACAGACAGUACGGCUUCCGCGAAGUUCUUACGCCGAAUAUAUAUAAACAGUCGCUGUGGGAAGUAUCGGGGCAUUGGCAGAAUUAUAAAGACGACAUGUACGAAGUUGGUGGCCGAGGAAACACCGCUGAAGCUACUGAGGAUGAGACGUACGGCUUAAAACCUAUGAAUUGCCCAGGGCACUGUCUUUUGUUCAAAUCUCAAAAGCACUCAUACCGAGAACUCCCUGUUCGGUAUGCAGAUUUCAGCCCUCUCCAUCGCAACGAAGUUUCCGGUUCGUUGUCGGGCUUGACGCGGGUGAGGAGAUUCCACCAGGACGAUGGACACAUAUUUUGUCGUCCAGGACAGAUCGGCGGGGAGAUACAGUUGGCGCUGAAAUUUGCGGACACCGUCCUCCAGACAUUUGGGCUCGCAGAUGGAUAUAGACUUGUCCUUUCUACCCGGCCAGAGAAGGACUUUAUCGGAUGCUUGGAACAGUGGGAGAAUGCGGAACAGCAGCUCCGACAGGCGCUGGAUGAUAGCGGCCUAAGCUGGGAGCUUAACGAGGGGGAUGGUGCCUUCUACGGUCCAAAGAUUGAUCUACAGAUUCAAGAUUCUCAGGGGAAAUAUCAUCAGCUAUCUACUAUACAGUUGGAUAUGAACCUCCCGCAGAGGUUUGAGUUGGAGUAUCUGGUUCCCGAGGGCUCGGAAGAGUACGAUCCAGCCACAGGAGGGAGGGCAACCCCUGUUCUAAUCCAUAGAGCUAUAUUCGGCUCUCUAGAACGGUUCUUUGCGUUGCUAAUCGAACGCUAUAGCGGCCAGUGGCCAUUCUGGCUCUCCCCUCGCCAAGCCAUUCUCCUUACUGUUGGGAAGGGGCUAGAGCAAGCUGCUGAGGACGUGGUGGCCAAGAUAUCCGGGUUUGAACCCAUCACUGCCAGCCGCCCUUCAAAGAGUGGCUUACCUCUGUCACCAUUGCAGCCGACAUUCAAUGUCGAUCUGGAUCUCGCAAGCAGAUCACUUCCUAAGAAAAUUCACGACGCCCAUACCGCGAGAUACAACCUCGUCUUCAUCAUGGGACCUAAAAACCUUGCUAACGGUUCGGUUGAUAUCGACUUUUCUGGCCAAGUCAGCAGCCAGAGUGAAGACGAGAUUAAGGCUCUGCUGGACGGUGUCCCCUGCUGGGAUGUUUCUCUCUCUGCGAAAGCGGGUGAAAGGACGACGGCAAAAAUGAAGAUGAAGGUCGACGAUGUACAUGCCUGGCUUAUCGAGCUAGAGAAGAGAUUCCUAUGA